GAGGUGAAAUGCGCAUGCGCGGGUGAUAAACUACAAGACAGUGAGGAUGAUGGCGGAUUCGGAAAGUGAGGAUAUAGCUGUGGUGGGAAACAACAUUAAAAACACGAUGGUUGAGAAGGGAGCAAAUCUUUUGAAGAAGAUGGAGAUUAGUGUAACUGAGGCAGAGAAAAGGACCGGAAAGAAUGCAGUCAGCAUGCAGGAAACCUACACUGUAUACCUCAUCGAAACAAGAUGGUUGAGAAGGGAGCAAAUCUUUUGAAGAAGAUGGAGAUUAGUGUAACUGAGGCAGAGAAAAGGACCGGAAAGAAUGCAGUCAGCAUGCAGGAAACCUACACUGUAUACCUCAUCGAAACAAGAUGGUUGAGAAGGGAGCAAAUCUUUUGAAGAAGAUGGAGAUUAGUGUAACUGAGGCAGAGAAAAGGACCGGAAAGAAUGCAGUCAGCAUGCAGGAAACCUACACUGUAUACCUCAUCGAAACAAGAUGGUUGAGAAGGGAGCAAAUCUUUUGAAGAAGAUGGAGAUUAGUGUAACUGAGGCAGAGAAAAGGACCGGAAAGAAUGCAGUCAGCAUGCAGGAAACCUACACUGUAUACCUCAUCGAAACAAGGCCAGUGGAGGCUGCAUCUGAGGGUACAAAUCCUGCCCCUGACUCUCUGUGGAGGCGCUACAGCGAGUUCGAACUUCUCAGAAAUUACUUGUUAGUCACCUAUCCGUUCGUAGUUGUCCCGCCUUUGCCUGAGAAACGGGCUGAAUUUGUGUGGCACAAACUUUCUGCAGACAACAUGGAUCCGGACUUUGUGGAGAGGAGAAGGGUGGGGUUGGAGAACUUCCUGCUCCGGGUUGCUUCCCACCCUGUUCUAUCCAGUGACAAGAUCUUCUACUCCUUCCUCACUGAGGAACAGUGCUGGAAGGAAAUUGUAUUUGAGACUGGAUUUCAGGCAAAGGCAGAUUCGAGGUUGAAGGCUUUAAACGCUACGUUCAGGGUGAAGAAUCCCGACAAGAGGUUUGCAGAUAUGAAGCACUAUGGAGAUGAGCUCCAGUCUGUUAUAUCACAGCUGCUGCGUGUGCGAGCUAGAGUGGCUGACCGUCUUUAUGGUGUCUACAAAGUGCAUGGAAAUUACGGCAGAGUCUUCAGUGAGUGGAGCGCCAUUGAGAAAGAGAUGGGAGAUGGACUGCAGAGUGCUGGACAUCACAUGGAUGCGUAUGCUGCUUCCGUAGAUGACAUACUGGAGGAGGAGGAACACUAUGCUGACCAGCUGAAGGAAUACCUUUUCUACACUGAAGCUUUAAGGGCAGUGUGCAGAAAGCACGAGCUUUGUCAGUUUGAACUGGAGAUGGCUGCCCAGGAUUUAGCCUCCAAGAAGCAACAGCGAGAAGAGCUGGCUACUGGGACAAUACGGACCUUCUCCCUCAAGGGGAUGACCAGUAAGCUGUUUGGCCAGGAGACUCCCGAGCAGAGGGAGGCUAAGCUGAAAAUUCUGGAGACCCAGAUUGAGGAGGGAGAGGAGAUCAUGAAGGAGAGGAACACCGAGUGCGAAGAGUUUCUGAAGAAAGCUUGGGUGGACAUUGAAAGGUUCAAAGAGCAGAAAGACCAUGACCUCAAAGAAGCUCUCAUCAGUUAUGCCAUCAUGCAAAUCAGCAUGUGUAAAAAGGGAAUUCAAGUGUGGAAUAACGCUAAGGAGUGCUUCAGCAAGAUGUGAGUUGUUCCUCAAGCCAAGUUCCAGCACAGAGCCAAGCAGCUGUACAAACUUCUCAGGGUAAGAGUGCUGAUAUCGGAUCAGUUUUUAUCUUUCAUCUUCCAAUGAAUACAAGUGGAUGGACCAAACUGAUCCAAGAUCAGCACUCUUGCAGAGGUGCUCGGUAUGUCGGAGCCCUAAGCACAAUCCUAGGGGUGUUGGAGGCACAGAAACUUUUUUUCAAUUUGUAACUUAAAGGACAUCAUUUACACGACAACAAUUUCAUUAUAUUUUGAAAAUCUUAAAACAUGCACAGCGGGGAGAAAUGAUGAUUCUAUUUAUUUAAAAUAAUGUUUACUGAUCCCAGGUAUACCUUAUUUACAUACUGAGUGUCGACUCAUUAAAUAGCCAAAACAUUUCUGCAAAGAAUAAAAAAAUUGUCAAUAUCAAGAUGUGUAAAUUAUUUCAUGCUCGUCACAGAUAAGGGACUGAUAUAAUUUCAGAAAAAAAAAUUCUAGCAACAUUUUUAAAAAAUUAAUAGCAGUAGAAAGUUUCCUGUAGAAGUCAGUGUUAAAAUCCCUCCCUUUUUGUAUAUUUUUUUUAAAUAUAUAUUUUGAAAACAGCAGUACAGUAGUGUCAAAUAUUUUCUAGGAAAGAGAUCCACUUGUAACAGUGAGUUGGUGCUGGAAAGUAAUUUCUAAACAAAUGUGAAGGAUAAGUGACAAGAUUAAAGAGGCUUAAUACAGGAACAUUCCAUGAUAAUUCCUCUGAGCAUAUGGACCGUGUCCAUUAUAUUGAAACAUGUAUAAACCUAACUUUUAUUACAUGUACUGGGGACAACAAGGGGUCAAAUUCCCCUUUGGAAGUUAAGCAAGCAGGCUUAUUGAUGUUUGUUAUUGCUGUGCUCACAUGGCCUCCAGCUGAAAUCUCGGCCCCGAUGUUUAUCCUAACUUACUGUAUGCUCAUCAUUAGCAGUGUCUGCAAGCUGCACUGUUAAACUGUUUAUAACUGCUCACCCACACCCUUUUUCUGCUUCGAUUUAAUCGGAAAUAUGCAUGCUUGAUGUUUAUGCCUUAUCCAAAACCUUAUUGUUGCAUAUUUUCUUUGUGGCAGCAGCAGCAGCUUCCAUUAUGAAUGCCAGAUUUGUCAUUUCAGAUGAAGUGUGGGCUGGGCAGCGUUUUUGAUAUAAAUAUGGCUGGAGGAACAGGAAGUUCACGCAGGCAAAGGAGGAUAUAAUUAUUUCCUCAUUUAACUGUUGUAUCAGAACCUGGCGAUCUCCAGCGCUUAGGCCCAUUAUAUGGUAGAAUAAUGUUGAGAUGAUAACUUUUUCACUACACACAUGGGAGAUGAUUGUAGUAUAAUUUGCUGUUUAAAAAUUUAUUGUGCAUACACUAAUUAAUAAACUUUGAGUUUUCUAAUA
Neoarius graeffei (lesser salmon catfish) is the source of this 3095-nucleotide messenger RNA. RefSeq names its product sorting nexin 4 (gene snx4). The record is from RefSeq and is a predicted model, not a curated record. Gene Ontology annotation, molecular function: phosphatidylinositol binding. The transcript is spliced from 17 exons. Lineage: Eukaryota; Metazoa; Chordata; Actinopteri; Siluriformes; Ariidae. Gene Ontology annotation, biological process: protein transport. The coding region runs from base 482 to 1699 and encodes 405 amino acids.